Molecule: messenger RNA, 3455 nt
Organism: Hyalella azteca
Lineage: Eukaryota; Metazoa; Arthropoda; Malacostraca; Amphipoda; Hyalellidae
Product: E3 ubiquitin-protein ligase UHRF1
Exons: 15
Coding region: 136-2361 (741 amino acids)
Biological process (GO): protein ubiquitination; negative regulation of gene expression via chromosomal CpG island methylation
Molecular function (GO): ubiquitin protein ligase activity; protein binding
Source: RefSeq, a predicted model, not a curated record
AGUUAUCCAGUUGAUCAUAAUUUUUUAUGGCUAUUUAGUUUAUUAGAAUAUAAACCUUAAUCAUCGACAUAUUUAGGUUCUUACUGGUUUUGGUAUAAAAUAUAACAAAUUUAUAGCAAUAAACUGAGAGAGAAGAUGUACAUAAAAGUUCGGCCCAUGACCGGGGGUGACGAAGUUGCUCUCACCGUCUCCAAACUCACCAAAAUAGAGGAGCUGCGCCUACAGGUGCAAAAACAUUUCUCCGUAGCACCUGAGCAACAGCGGCUCUUUUUUCAAGGCAAGCAGCUUGAAGAUGGGCACACCAUAUUUGACUAUAAUGUCAAUAUAAAUGAUGUCAUCCAGCUGCUUGUGAGACAAUUUCUAACUGAGUCAACCAACAAGAAUGGGUGCAAAGACCAGUCUGCUCCUGUUCAGAAAAAGACUGGUAAGAAAAAACAGUCUGCUGCUAAUGACCAACAGAGCAAGAGGAAGCCUGAGGAGGCAGCUAAGGGCACUGAGCAUCUUGCUUCUGCAAAAACUUCAUCAGCUUCAGCUAAUUCUGAAGCACCCAAUGAACUGCCUGCUACUAAUGGUAGUGAGGAACUGGUGGAGGAGAGCGAAUACUACAAAGUCGGAGACCUGGUGGAUGCAAGGCAUGAAGGUAGCUGGUGGGAGGCUGAGUUACUUAGCAUCUCCAGAGCUGCCCCAAACACUUCACCUCCUCCUCCUGGGGAGCUGAGGGACCCUUACUGCUAUCUUGUCCGCUUUGAAAGAUACCACUAUGAGGAGCCAUCAAAAGUUCUUCUGCAUGAGCUCAGGCCGCGAGCAUUUAAGAAGCUCUCCCUCGAUGAUGUCAAGCCAGGGAUGAAGCUCCUGGUGAACUAUAACAUUGACGAGCCAGCACAGCGGGGCUACUGGUACCAUGCUGAGGUGGAGAGUGUGGUUCCUGGUACUGUUUAUGCUGGUGGAGAGUGUGGUUCUUGGUACAGAGAGUCCGCCCCCACGUGCGCGACCUGCCAGGACUCGCGGCGCCGCAAGUGCUACGACUGCGGCUGCUGCUGCUGCGGCCGCAAGGAGGAUCCUGAGAAGCAGCUCAUGUGUGAUGAAUGUGACAAGCCUUACCACAUCUACUGCCUACAGCCUCCUCUUGACGCCGUGCCUGAUGUGCAAGAGUGGUUUUGCCCAUCGUGCAAGAACGACGAGACGGAGAUCGUGCGCGCCGGCGAGAAGCUCAAGCAGAGCAACAAGAGAGCAAAGAUGCCCAGCCAAAACUCUAACAGCAGCAGGGACUGGGGCAAAGGUUUUGCGUGCGUUGGGCGCUCCAAGGAAUGCACAAUUGUUCCAUCUGAUCACUUCGGCCACAUACCCGGCGUUGAGGUUGGCUCUCAGUGGCUCUACAGGAUCCAGGCGAGCGAGGCUGGGGUGCACCGCCCCCCCGUGUCAGGGAUCCAUGGUCGGGCAGAUGCCGGGGCGUACAGCGUGGUGCUGGCGGGCGGCUACGAGGACGACGAGGACAACGGCGAGGAGUUUACGUACACGGGAGCGGGAGGGCGGGACCUGAGUGGCAACAAGCGCACUGCGCAGCAGAGCUGUGACCAGACCCUCAACAAGACCAACAGGGCACUGGCGCUGAACUGUAACUGCAAAAUAUCCGAGAAGGGCGGGGAUGCCGGCGACGACUGGAGGAAGGGCAAGCCGCUGCGUGUGCUCAGGAGCUACAAGGGCAGCAAGCACAGCCAGUACGCGCCUACGGAAGGCAUCAGGUACGACGGACUGUACAAGGUGUGCCGCUACUGGCAGGAGGCCGGCAAGAGCGGCUUCAAGGUUUGGCGCUACCUCAUUAGACGGGACGACCCAACCCCUGCCCCCUGGACUCCUGAGGGCAAGGAUAGGAUAGCCAAACUGGGGCUCGUCAUGCAGUAUCCUGCCGACCAUCCCGGCCUGUCUUCGGCCAGCAAGAGAAAGCUCAACGAAUCUCAGGAGGACGGUGAUGUGGGCGACGCCAGCAGGAAGAAAGCCAGGCUCGUCAGCUACGACAUCGCUGACGAUGUGAAGGCUGCCAUCGCUGCUGACACAAGCAACCAGAAACUUUGGGCAGCUUGUCAGGAGGCAGCCAAGCAGGGCCAUCAGAAUUUCGUUGAUGAAGUGCAAAGUCAGUUCAGUUGCAUCUGCUGCCAGGAGUUGCUACUGCUGCCCGUCACUACGGACUGCCUGCAUAACGUGUGCAAGGCCUGCCUGCUGCGCUCCUUCAAGGCAGAGGUGUUCGUGUGCCCUGCGUGCAGGAAAGAUCUUGGUCAAAGCUACAAGGCGGUCGUCAACAAGGAUCUCAGCGCAGCACUCUGCCUCAUCUUCCCUGGAUACCGUGGCACCUCUCCUCACUGAAGCCUUUCUUUUUCUCCCCAGAAGCUCCUCUCUCUGUCUCCCUGGCGCUUCUCUCUCCCUCUCCCUGACGCUUCUCUCUACCUCUCCCUGAAGCUUCUCUCUACCUCUCCCUGAAGCUUCUCUGUCCCUUUCCCUGAAGCUUCUCUCUCCCUCUACCUGAAGCAUCCUUGUCUCCUUCUCCAUAAACUUCCCCCUACUUCUCUCCAAACCCUCUCCUUCCUGUUCUUCUCCUUGCGACAUCGCAUUUUUUUCUCUUGAAUGCGGUAGCCUGAUUAGGUGCUGCAAACGAUCAUAUCGUUCAUCCUAUAGUCAUAAUUUUGUCAACAGGCAGGCUUGAACCCGUAAAUCAGGUUUUUCAUUUCUUUUAGUUUUAACGGAGAUGCUUACGAAGCACUCUAUUUUCAACUUUUAAGACAUAUAUGUGUGAAGCUCAUAAUUACGGGGCUGUCACCACACUCAAUGAAUGAAGGUGUCAGAAGAUGUAUACUAUUCUCUAUCUACUCAGCGGGGCUCGUGGCCGUGAUCUUUAUGAAUGUCACUGCAUCCACCAUUUAAUUAAGCCUCACUGUUCGACAUGAAUUACUUGUUUCAGUCAAUUUGUAAAAAUUUCGUUAUUUUAUACCAUAAACAUCUUAGAAUAGCUGUGUAGGCUUUUUUAUAAUACUUCCCUGAAUACUUGUCGAUAUUAGAAUAAGGCUACUAGGUUCUUCUAUUCGUGGCAGUUCAGACGAAAGUCUUCUUUGCGAUAUCCUGUUUGAGUCUCCACCUCUAUUCCUUUCCAAUACAGAUUAUUAUAUUGUUUUAAUUGACUCAACAACCGAAAUGAAUAUUUCUUUAAAUGACAUCAUAUCUAUGGAGCAUUCCUCCUUGAGUCGUGGAGGUGCUCGGUAGAAUUUUUUAUAAACCCAUUAGCUCGUUUAUAUCAACAGAGUGACAUGCUUGAAAAGUAAACACGUCUCAAUAGUUGACGAGUACGAAGAAUCUGGCCACCUUUAAUCCCUUGAGUCAACUUGCCAUGAAUAGAAUUGAUACGAAUUAAAGUUGGAUGCCCAAUAUCAAGAACCAUCGAGAUUUUAGUAAAUGCAGCCAAAAUU